Messenger RNA from Fusarium fujikuroi IMI 58289, 1719 nucleotides. RefSeq lists its product as uncharacterized. The transcript has 2 exons. Bases 1 to 1719 code for a protein of 572 amino acids. The record is from RefSeq and is a predicted model, not a curated record. Lineage: Eukaryota; Fungi; Ascomycota; Sordariomycetes; Hypocreales; Nectriaceae.
AUGUCGGAGCCUUCCAAGCCAGGCUCCUCAACGGAGUCCUCCAACGAUAUCGACAUGACCUCAUAUGCGAGCGAUACCGACAUGGCUUCGGAUGCGAGCGGCAACAAGACACCUCCCAUUGAGAAAGUUCCUCCCGAACUUCUCUCCUAUGCCCUCUCCUUCAUCCCCGACAGAGCCUCUAUCCGUGCUGCCAUGCUCUCCGGCCCGAAGCUUUACAACGCUUUCAAGCAACGUCCCGCCUACAUUACAUCAUGCGUCCUCUUCAACUCCAUGGAGGAACCUGUUUACCGGGAAGCCGUCGUGACCUUCAACAUGAAAAUGGCAGAAUGGAAGGGCCUCAAAGCUGGCAUUAAGGCUAUCAAUCGUGUCUAUUCCAGUGAACAGCAGCGCAUCUACAGCCAGUUCCUCACACUCGACCGAGUCAAGAAGAUGUGGCGCCUUCAUAAAGCUGUUGAAUACUUCGCAAAACGUCUUCCUUCGUCCCUGAUUAAAAAGCAUCCAGUCGUCAAGUACAGAGGUGCAUUCUCUAUCAACACUAAUGUUCGGGUGCGCUUUCAGCGUGCGCUAUAUCGCUUGCAUGCGUGUUUGAACAUCAUGAAGCUCAUGAUUGCCUCGCAUCUACAUGACAAUAAUGGGAUGAACAGACCCCCGACCGACGAGGAGCAUAAGGAGGCUCACUGGGUUCAUUGCCUGAAGGAUUUGGAGGAACAUCGUAUUCUCAAGGCUUUUCACAGCCAGUACUCUGCUGUGGAGAUUGAGCAGCUGACUAGCAUCUGCGGCAUCUUGGUUACUGAAAUCGCACCUUCUUUCAAUACCUUUCUCGAACGAGAUAUCGAAUUGGGUACCCAGCUGCCAUACUACAUCAGCCAUGCCCUUUGCCCUGGGUCAAUGAGUCUCAUUGCCCAAGGCCUCCCCUUUCUGAAAGACUUUCUCACUGCUGGGUCACGAAUCGAAAGAGCGAGAGUUAUGCGAAGUAUCAAUCCACCCAUUGACUGGAACCCUCAUCUCCCCACCAGACCUCCUUUCCCCGGUAACGACGAGCAUCUCACCUGUGUUGUCCACGAUUACGAGGGGGCUCCGGGCAAAUGGGCACGGAUGGACACUCCAGACUUCAUGAUGCGUACUCCUUUCAUCAAAGAUCCCGACCCCGGGCCAGAGAACGCGUGGCAUAUCCUAAGUCGCUAUGCAAUUUUCCUGAACGAAUCCGAUGGAGAAGUCACCACUUACCAGUCACUUCCAUGGGGGUAUGUCUUCUGGGACAUCGACAUGUUCGACAAGGCCGAAUUCACCAACAUCAGAAUCGAGGACCACAAUGAAUCCGGCUUCACCCUCGACGCAAGCCACCCGAUCCACGCUACCUGGCAGCCCCUGGCUAAAUGGGAUUCACAUACGGCUACUGACCGGUUGCUCAUGUCCUGCCAGCAGAAGGUCCACCUCAAGAACCGUGGCCAAACGGGAUACUUCAACUUUGACUCCUGGAUUAUGUCCGCUGAAGCGAGUAUGUUUCACCAGUUGCACAGCAUGUCCCGGGAAGACCUGCAGAAUUUCGUUCGUAGCGUAGAAACGCCUGAACUACUGCAGCAGUUUCUCAUAAACAUGGAGGCUUCGCACCCGGAUAUUGUUCAAAUGGCCAUUGAUUUGUCGGCAGCUGGAGCUUUGAAUGCUUUGGUCGCUCCAGCUCUUGAGGACGAUGAUGAGGGUGAGGAUGAUACGAACUGA